Cyclopterus lumpus (lumpfish) is the source of this 5580-nucleotide messenger RNA. Its product is annotated as sterile alpha motif domain-containing protein 9-like. The record is from RefSeq and is a predicted model, not a curated record. Gene Ontology annotation, molecular function: protein binding. Lineage: Eukaryota; Metazoa; Chordata; Actinopteri; Perciformes; Cyclopteridae. Gene Ontology annotation, cellular component: cytoplasm.
CAAUUGUGCCAUAACAGGAAGCCUCAGUCUCUUGUCUUCACCAGAUUGACUUGUGUUUUUGCAAAGCUCUCAAGACACUUUUUCAAGCCAUUUGUUCCAUAAUAUUGACUUUUCCAGAAGUCAAUGUUUUUUGCCGACGCCUUGUCUCUACCUCAGCCUCACUGCCAGACGUUUUGGAUGUGUGACCUCUGCCUGCCCACAGAUUUGUUUUUGCCUCCUACAUGGACUUGUUCUCAUUGAAACUCAGAGAUGUGAGUCCUUCCCAUGCCGUCGGACGAGAUGUGGAGGUGUUCAGACGGCACAGAAGGUUGAUCCAAACUGCAGAAGAAUGGAACUGCCAACCUCAGUUGAAAAAUGGACCAAGGAAGACGUCCACCGGUGGCUGAUGACAGUGGUCAAAGUUCAUGAUACUUAUGCCGACAUAUUCUGUGAAGAGGAAGUGUCUGGAGAUAUUUUAGUAGUCUUUGAAAAAACUGACAUAUUGGACUUGGGAAUACAUCAUGGUCCUGCUGUAAAAAUCUCAACUUAUUUAGAAAGUUUGAAAGAAGGAUCGGAAUAUGAAUCACAGUUCCCAGCAUAUGUGGGAAACUGGACAAAAGAGCAAGUGAACCAGUGGUUACAGCAGCAUGUUAGGGUAUAUAGCAAAUAUGCAGAGCGACUCCAAAAGGAAGAUGUGUCUGGAGAUUGCCUUGUUUGCUUCAAAAAGCAGGAUUUUUUGGAUCUGGAUUUGAAAAAUGGUCCUGCUGUGAAGAUUCUGGCAGAACUUCGUCAGCUGAACAAGAAACCAGAGCCAACACUGCAACCAGUCCUUCACACCAGCACAGACCCAAGAGAAUCUCCAAAAGCCACUCAACCUGAACUCGAUCUGGCUCAGGACAUGGCAAUCAAACAACCAGAUUCAUGUAACGAAAUUGAAUCAAAAACAGACAAAAUGUUAGUAAAGGAAUGUGAAAAGGCUCAGCUGCCAUUCCAAAAGGUUUCAGAGAAAGAGGGAAUCCAGCAGCCACAGGACUUGGGGCCCAGGAGGAAAGGAGCUAUAGUGACAACAGUCACACUAAAGAUCACAGUGGAGAUCCAGAAAACCCUUGAAAACCUUUCAAAAGACGACCUAAAAAGGUUUCAUUUCUACUUAAAAGAAUACACUAAAUCCAAGCAUAAACCUAUUCCUCAAGGUAAACUGGAGGACAAGGACACCAUGGACACCACUACGUUAAUGACUAACUACUAUGGAUGCAAAGAGGCUUUACAGGUCACGAAAGACAUUCUAAAAGAAAUCAAUCAGCAAGAACUCGCUCGUCAGCUGGAAAAGAACAUGUGUCCACUGGAACAGCAGAGUCUUUCAAAAGACGUUUUGAACAAAGAGGUUAACCAGGGUGACAAACUUCAGAAUUUGUUAACUUGUGGUGGGAACUCACUGGACAACUAUGACCAUUUCAUUGUUGUUGUCAACAAAAGCAGUCCAGAACAAGUGCAGUAUCUGAAGUUUUUGAGUAAGCUGAAACCAUUUUGUGUGUUGGACUUUGACCCCAACUCUGUUGCUCCAGGUGGACUGUGUCAUUCCUACAGAGAGUCAAGGGUGGCCAAUCUGCAUACACCAUCACAGUAUCAAGGACGGACUGACUCAGUGAUAAAGACUCUUAACCUCUACAAGCAGACCAGCUGGGUCUUCUGCAAUGGCAGACAUGACCUUGACGGUGACUUAAACAAGGAGUUGGACUAUAAGAACUGGCUGAGGAAAUCUUGCAAUGAUGUAGAGCAAUUGAUUUCAUUCAUUUGCAACCCUGAUGUUCUUUUACGUGGAGGAAGUCUCAUAAUUUUCCUCUUACUUUCACCUGUGGUCACUGAGAAAGACCCAAUCUUUGACAUUUACAAGUCUUUCAUUAAACAAACAAAAGAGGAAAGCAUCAUCAAUAUAUGUGAAUCUCAGGGCAUGUAUGAGAAAUGGCGGGAGCUUGUACAAGAAAAGUGUGACUCUGACAUCGAUCCUCGAUCUAUAUGUGAGCUGACCCUCAGUGAGGUCAAUGGCACUGUAAUGGCACUGGGACCAUUCAAUCAGACAUCUGAAAGGUUGCUUCCCUCUUCUGGUUCUAGUUGUGUUGUUAUAAAGCAGAAGGAUGAAGAUUUAUUGACAGCUCUGGAUAUUUUGUGCCUAAAUCAAUGUGAAAACACAAUUGAUGAAAACAGUUCAGAGUUCCAUGACCACAGAAUCAAAGUUGAGGAGGAAUUCUACAAAGGAGGCAAAGUCAAAUGGUGGAACUUCUACUUUUGUGACAAAGACAAAGAGAAGCCAUUUGUUAAACGGGACAAGUACGAAAAUGUGAAGAAGAUGAUUAGGUCUCAGUUGAAGGAUACAAAAAUGUGUGCUCUACUCAAUCUGUUUCACCAUCCAGGCUGUGGAGGUUCCACUUUAGCAAUGCAUGUGAUGUGGGAUCUCCGUCAAGAGCUCAGGUGUGCUGUGCUGAAAGACCACGCACUGUCAAAGAAAGAAGUCGCUACUCAAGUCAGUACGCUCAUGAAACUUGAAAGUGAAAAAAUAUUUCCAGUUUUGCUGUUGGUCGAUGAUUCAAAAGAAACCAAGAAUCCUCACGAGCUUGUGAACUGCAUACUUAAAGAAGUAGAGGAUGGCCUAAGCAUGAAUGUGGGUGACUCAUCAAACUGCAAAGUCAUCAUCCUGAACUGUGUUCGUUCCCACAGCCCAAAGGAGCAAUUCAAACAGCACAACACUGGACAAAGUCAAUACGUAACUGCUUCAUUGACACCAGAAGAACAGAAGGAGUUUGAAAAGAAACUCAGAGAUCUUCAAGAAACGCAUGAAAAACCUGAGAACUUUUACAGCUUCAUGAUCAUGAAGAGCAAUUUUGACAAAAAAUACAUUGAGGAUCUCGCUCGUAACAUGCUGGAGAAUUUUGAUUCCAGCUCAAAGGAAGCCAGACUGUUUGCCUUCCUAGUGUUACUUAACAACUAUGUGGCAGAAUCUGAAAUAUCUCUCUCUCUCUGUCAAGAUUUUUUGGGGAUGAAAAUGAUCCUUUGGAAGAAGGACAGCAUAAUGGGCAGAAUGGAACCGUAUUCAAACUUUCUCAUCAUUGACACAGUUGAAGACUUGGGAGGAUACAAAGGAAUCCGAAUCCUGCAUCACUCCAUAGCAUCUGCGUGUCUGGAAGAGUUGGAGAGAAGCUGCUCUUUAAGAGCACUGGCGAGAUAUUUGUACAUCAAGGAGAGGGACUUCCCAGAGGCUCUGCAAUGGGCUGAAAAGGCCAAGAACAUCAAACAAAACCCGUUCACAUUUGACACAAUUGGGCAGAUUCACAAAAGCAAUUUAAAAUCUAACAACCCCAGGGGAAAGCAGGAGGCGUCACGCAAUCCAGAAGACUUAAAGACAAACAUUAAAAUUGCAGAUAAUGCUAUCACAGCAUUUAAAAGGGCCCAAGAGCUGGCAAAUGAAGAGGACGAACCUGAGACGGAAGCCGCUGAUGAUGAGUCAGAAGACUAUCCCAGAAAUUCAUAUAAUGUUUAUGGUUAUGUGGGUGUGCUGGAAAUUGCCUUCCUGGUCUUUGAAAUAUUGAGCAAGUUGCCGUUCUUUGAGGAAAGUGACCCAGAGAAAAAGACAUACUUGCAGAGUUUUCUGAAAAAAUCAAUCCCAAUCACCAGUGUGUAUAAAGAGGAAAAUGAAAUCAACAACAGAUAUGCAGAGAUCAUCAAAGAACACGAGCAGUUUCUUCAGAGUUUGAAAACUGAAGUAAAAGACAUUUUUGAACUUCUGGUCUAUUACUUCACGAACAUAAAAGCAAAGAAUUCCGAAUUUGAUUCGAGAAAUCGUCGGAAUAUCAAUACACUUUUUAUAAAGUAUGUAGCUCUUUUUUGCACUACAUCAGAGGAAAUAAAAAAGGAACGACAAGGCAAUCCUAAACUCAAUUUGGAAAUUGAUAUUGUACAACGAAGAUAUUUUCUUGAAGAGAAACAUGCAGAUACAUUUGCAGGAAUUCUUCAGCAUUUGGACAAUCCUGCUGAAGAGAUUGAGAGGAUCACAGAAUGCUAUGCAUUCUUGCAACAACAACAAUGUAUCAACCAAAAUCAAAAGACAAAGGAAACAAUCAACUACAUUUUGUCAAACAUAGUUCUUUACCUUUUGAACCCAAAAUCUAAACAGGUAAAGAGUCACAGAUACCUCUCUGGUCUACUUUUGAAAACUCUCCAAGAAGUAGGACGUUGGUAUUCCUUCCCAGAUCCAUACUACCUGGCUCUGCUGUUACUCUGGCCAAGUCCUAGGCAAGAAGACACAGAAAUUGUAACCUAUGUGAAAGCAAUUCGGAACUCGAAGCUCCUGGUUUUAUCGUUUCGAAAUAGGAGCACCAUUGCCCACCUCUACCUGGGGAAAGAAGAGGGACUCAAGAGGCUGGUUUCUAAACGCCAACUAGAUGAGAAUUUUGAAGGGAUGCGCCGUGACACCUUGGCUCAAAUUUGGCGGAAUGGAGAGAUAUUUAAAAACAAAUCCCGAGUCAGUGGAACCACUGAACAAGGAGAGCUGUUUGCCAAUUAUGGUAAACUGAAAAUCCCUGUGCGUCCAGCCUUCAUUGCUGGUAUAAGAAGUGGUGCAAGCACAGAAAAGGUUUCCUUCUACCUUGGUUUUGCUAUUAAUGGACCUCUGGCAUAUGAUAUCCAGUAUGACAACUAAGGUAUUUGAUUGUACAAACAAAGUGCAUCGGAAGCACAAAGACAGUGUGAAAGAAAUCUGUGAACUCACUGACCGCUCAUAAAAGCACAUGAGCAUGCGAUAUCAGAUAGACUGCUGGGUUAAAUGGUUAAAGUAGCUGAUCUUUUAUUAACAUUUAUUAUCCAUCUUCUUAGGAGUAUUUGUUAUGUUGGUUGUCUUUUCCUGAUGUGGCAUAUUUGCCGAUCUAUUCAUUUAUUUGAAAGUGCAAACCACUGAGGAAUGAACUGUACCUUUUUAAAGAAGUAGGUUGGCAGCCAGUGACUCACUGCGAUGGAACUUUAAAGACACCUCAUAAAAGCACAUGAGCAUGUGAUAUCAGAGAGAUUGAUGGGUUAAAUGAUGAUCCUGUAGCUUUAUAUAUAGAUGUUUUUCUAUGAUUUUCUAUGACAUUUAAUCUCUUAUUUUACUAUUUUUUAGUUUUUGUUGUUUAGAUAUCGUUGUCUCUCUAACUUUGAGAAGUAGGUGUGGCAGCCAGUGACUCACUGCGAUGGAACUUUAAACACACCUCAUAAAAGCACAUUGCAGGGUUAUAUAACAAUCCUGUAGGUCAAUAUAGCUGCACAUGUAAUGUUUUUAUGACAUCUUCUCUUUUAUUAACAUGUAUCAGUUUUUUUUAUGUCUCUUGCCGAUGCAUCACAUUUGCUAAACGUAAGUGGAGCUCAUUGUUGUACAAACAAGUGAAAGGCACUAAACAGUGACAAUUCUUGGUGAUUUUCUCAAAGAAAUAGAGAACCCUGGAGCUCCAAAAUCCCAGUUGAGAACCAUUGCGCUAUCCUCAAUCAUUUAGUAUUUUUGUUUGACUAUCGUAACAUCAUUAUAAAAAUGUUUGAACAAGUUAACGUGAAAUAAAUCUUGUGUGACAAAUGUGA